Molecule: messenger RNA, 369 nt
Organism: Puccinia graminis f. sp. tritici CRL 75-36-700-3
Lineage: Eukaryota; Fungi; Basidiomycota; Pucciniomycetes; Pucciniales; Pucciniaceae
Exons: 4
Coding region: 1-369 (122 amino acids)
Source: RefSeq, a predicted model, not a curated record
AUGGACACAGCUUGGUUGCUAGUUCUCUCUGCCGUGGAUUCUCUGGCUCUGUUAACUUCCAAUCCAUUUACCCUCUUUGUCAUGCUAGGAUCCGGGCUGAAUUGGAGGCCGGUGUGGCUCCCGUUCAUACCAUGUCUACCAAUUUGCCUACAUUGGUUCUUCAGUAUUAUCAUUGGAAUCUCCAAUAAUGCUGGCCUUGCAAUUUUAGGAUUCAAGGACUCAUUCUUGUCUUUACUCAAGUUGGUCUUGAAGGAUUGUAAAACUGAACACUCUUAUCUCUAUAUGUCAACGCUCCUCUAUACGCUCUUGAGGGCUUUAAUUGAAUACUAUCCUGAGGAUACCCUUGAAAGAGGAGAUUGUCAGAAUUGA